Molecule: messenger RNA, 1476 nt
Organism: Phycomyces blakesleeanus NRRL 1555(-)
Lineage: Eukaryota; Fungi; Mucoromycota; Mucoromycetes; Mucorales; Phycomycetaceae
Exons: 14
Coding region: 1-1476 (491 amino acids)
Source: RefSeq, a predicted model, not a curated record
AUGUCCAAAACUGAGUCUAUAUUUACCGAUACCAAUGACCACCAGUAUUUUAAGCCUUAUCCACAUUGUCUUAAAAGUAAUGGUCGUGAUGGUCAUAGUGCUCGUGAUGGUCAUAGUGCCCGCAAUGGUCGUAGUGCUCGUAAUGCUCGUAGUAGUCGUAGUGGUUGUAAUAAUUGUAAUAAUUGUAAUAGUCAUAAUCGUCGUAACUGUCUUAGAAUUCUACAUAAUUCUGCAUCAAAUAAACAAUACAGAAAAUUAAUGAUCGUAAUGGUCAUUAAUGGUCGUAUUCGUUGUAUUUGUCGUAUUCGUCCUGAUGGUCGUAAUGGUCUUAACUGUCUUAUAAUUAUACAUCUAGGUCGUAAGGUCGUUAUCGUGGUUAUCUUUGUAAUCGUCUUUAUCGUCUUAAUUGUUGUAACUGUUGUAGUGGUAGUAACUGUUUAUGGUCGUAAUCGUCGUAAUCGUCGUAAUCGUCGUAAUCGUCGUAGUGGUCGUAAUUGUUGUAGUGGUCUAAUUGUUGUAAUCGUCGUAUUCGUCAUAAUCGUCGCAAUCGUCGCAAUCGUCGUAAUCGUCGUAAUCGUCGUAAUCGUCGUAGUGGUCGUAAUUGUUGCAGUGAAAUUUAAUGGUCGUAAUGGUCGUUAUCGUCGUUAUCGUCGUAAGCGUCGUAAGCGUCGUAAUCGUCGUUAUCGUCGUAAUAAUUGUAAUGGUCGUAAUGGUCGUAAUGGUCGUAAUAAUCCCAAUGUUCGUUUUAACCGUAAUCGUCGUAAUCGUCGUAGUCUUGGUAGUCGUUGUAGUCGUGGUAACAAUAUACGUCCAUUCCACUGUAGCUACGGAGAGGUCCUUCACGUCAUGUUCAUGUAUCAGUGUCCAGUGUCCCGUUUCCAGUCCCGUUUUGCUUUUGAGCAUCAGUACUUUUUAAGCUCUUUGCGAUUAUCGGUUAGUCUGGCCAUUGAGUUCGCUCAAGGGGAGAAGAAACCAAAAGGGAUUCUGUCUUGGACUUUAUUGUUUGAGAUGGAGAAGCUCCAAUGUUUGAACCGGAGUGGUCUUUUGGCUGCUCUGGAUUGUGAACUAGUGAACUGCUUUUCCAGACAUACCAACAAGUCAGUAGCCUUCACUCCCUGGAAAAGGUUAUUGGAGGGUGCAAUCCCCUCACCUUGUCUUGAGUUCUUGUCUUUGUUUUCAUCGAAGGCUAAACUUAUUUAUAAAAAACCAACUGAUCACAAGUACCGUCAGGGAAAGACGUUGGAUAUUGGCUCUCCAGAUUUUGUCCUUUGGGACAUGUCAAGAUUGUCACAGAAAGAACUGGACAUGAGGGACGAACCCGAAGCAAAGUUAAGGUGCCUAAGUAAAUGCUAUGCUGUUCACUUGGGUGUCUCAGACACCUGUCCCGAGCAGUUUGGCAUUAAAGCAUUUCACCGAUACUUUGCCGUCAUGGUAAAUUUGAUGCCAUGCCGAGUAGGCAGGAAUGAGGGUUGUUGA